This is a messenger RNA of Colossoma macropomum (tambaqui), 7347 nucleotides long. Its product is annotated as protein FAM126B-like. The transcript is spliced from 13 exons. Gene Ontology annotation, cellular component: plasma membrane. NCBI's taxonomy places the organism in Eukaryota, Metazoa, Chordata, Actinopteri, Characiformes, Serrasalmidae. Gene Ontology annotation, biological process: protein localization to plasma membrane; phosphatidylinositol phosphate biosynthetic process. The record is from RefSeq and is a predicted model, not a curated record. Bases 454 to 2199 code for a protein of 581 amino acids.
CAGAGCGCGCGGCGCUGGAGCUGCAGGUUGGUUUUACCGCAGCGGCGGAGACAUGAGCGCUUCUGCGGGCUCGACACGGCUGGAUUCCCGCAGCUCUGGGACCUCCAGUGUCGUUUCACCGGUCUGAGGGUUUUGAUUCAGGACCACUGGGUAUCAGCAGCACCGCAGAGCGGCAUGUUGGAGAAGUCAGAGAUGUUAGGAAGCUCCGGCGGUCCUCUGACCGGGCUGAUGCUAUUUGCAUAGCCAAGCGCUGCUGGCUGACCGGACUUUGGAUUUAACUUCGGGUGGUCUGGAGUGUCGAAGCAGCGCUGCAUGAACCUCGGAUACUUCACUGAAGCUCACACACCAACCAGCGUGUUUUAUUUGACCUGGUGACCAGUCUGCAGAUGUGCGUCUACAUGGAGACCCGACCUCUUUACCCAGUGACCGUCUGAGCAUCGGGAGAGAGUGAGGAUGCUGGGGGAGGGGAGAGGAGCAGUGGAGGAAUGGCUUUCAGAAUUCAAGACGUUACCUGAGUCUCAGUUCUCCAGCUAUGCGAGCACUCUCUAUCAGAAGAAGAAUCUGGUGCCAGCCCUCUACAGAGUCAUCCAGGACCCCAACAGUGAGCUCUUAGAGCCCGUGUGCCAUCAGCUGUUCGAACUGUACCGGAACUCAGACGACCGUCUGCGGCGCUUCACCCUGCAGUUCCUACCCGAGCUGGUUUGGAUGUACUUGCGUUUGACGGCCAGCAGGAACCGCCAGAGCAACGGCUGCAUAGAGGCACUGCUGCUGGGCAUCUACAAUCUGGAGAUUGUGGACAAAGAAGGAAACAGCAAGCUGUUGUCAUUCACGAUUCCUUCACUGUCCAAACCUUCUGUUUAUCAUGAGCCCUCCAGUCUUGGUUCCAUGGCUCUAACAGAGGGAGCUCUGUGUCAGCAUGAUCUGAUCAGAGUGGUGUACAGUGGCCUGCAUCCUCAGAGAGAGACUUUCACUGCACAGAACAGGUUUGAGGUGCUGUGUUUCCUGAUGCUGUGUUACAACUCAGCUGUGGUAUACAUGCCCCCUUCUUCCUACCAGGCUGUGUGCCGCAUGAGCUCACGGCUGUGUGUCUGUGGGUUUCCGCGGCAGCAGCAGAAGAUGUGGCGGGAGCCGUGUAACCGUGUAGUGCUGGACGCUGAGUUCAUGGUGCAGAUGCUCACAGCCGUCUAUCACGCCAUUUAUAAUGGAGAGUGGGACCUAGGGAGAGAAGCACUGGAUGAUAUUUUGUACAGAGCCCAGCUGGAGCUCUAUUCUGAGCCGCUACUGUUGGGGAACGCGAUGAAGAACUCAUUGCCAGACAGUGCUCCCGAUGGCACUCGUGGAAAGAAGGUCCUGCAGGUAGAGGUGACGCCCACCAUAAGCAGAAUCUGCCGCUCAGCUGUCACAGCAGCGUCCAUCCGCAGACUCCGCUGGAAGAGAGAAGAUUGUUUUGACUUCUCAACUGAAGCAGAGUUCAACCUCACCAUCCAAUCUGGUCGCCACACCCCCAAGGACCUGGCAGACAAUCCUGUGCGAGGAGGGAGGGGCAUACUCACAGUCACAAAUGAGGACGCAGAUGGCAUGAGUGGAGGCGAGGAGUCCUUCAACCUAAAUGACCCUGAUGAAGGCUUCUCAUCGGGCGCAUCCAACAGCAGCCAGCCCAGUGGGGGCAGGCCUGUGGGCAGCAGCGGGGGGGGCCGUGCCAGCAGCCAGAAGAGCUCCAAGAAGAGCAGCAUUAGCCGCACGUCCAGGGAGAGGGAGCGAGAAGCCUCAGUAGAGAAACAUAAAGAGCCACUCGUUGAUGCCCAGCCUACUCAGAGGAGACAGCAAUUGAGGCCACAGUCACCCCCACCCACCAUCACUCUGGACGCUAUUGAACUGAACCCCAUUAAAAAGCCGCAGAUCUUCUCCAUGGGGGGGACCGUGCUGACUCGGACUGCUAGCGCCUCGUCCAGCAUGCACGCGAGACUCAGCAGGUCCCGAGACGGAGCAGGAGCCGGAGCACUGGACCUUGAGGAAGGGGCAGCCUUGACUGGACGGUUAGGCUCCGGUGGGGGGUCCCACCGGCACUCCAACCUCAGCCUAAAGGAGGAGCACCUGGUGCGGCCGGAGGAGGGUAAAGAGCUGCUGUCUCCUGGAACCCCUCUAACCAAGCAGUCCCGUUCACCCAGUUUCAACAUGCAGAUCAUAUCACAGGUGUAGCCCUCCUGGCUGCCCGCCUCGUCACCAUCUUUUUGCCUUCGUCUCGUUUCCUUCAGUCCUUUUUUGUGGGGUUUUUUUUAGAGCCAUGUUGAAUGGUUCUGGUGUUGUCAGGGAUGUGGGUUAACCCCUUAAAGGAUUACACUGUUUUUUUAAAAUAAUUUCUAUUUGCCAGCAUGACCCACUGAAGUACCUGCCCAUUGUUCUUAGUUGAUUAUUGUCUAUGGUAAUAGACUGUACACUGCAGAUGCUGCAAAUAGAGAUUAGGUUGAAAAACGCUGCAGUAUUCCUUUAAACUCCAUGCUUAUUAUCCUCUUAAACCCUUAGGACCUGUAUGUGGGCCCACAUUUCAGUUCCUUCCUCUCAGAACAACAUAACAUACAUAAGUUUUAUGGCAGUUACUGAAUCAUUCAUAGCAGUUAUCAGUAAACAAACCUCCCGUCUAAGCGUUGGCCCUGUCAUCGGGAUAUUGCGAGUCUGAUCCCUGGUGAUGCUACAGCCUCUGUGGCCAGGAAUCCACGAGAGCACACUUGGUCACGCUCUCUGGGUGGGUAGGAUGUCUCACUCGCGCUGUCAUCCAGCGCGAUGCUAGCCAGCGCAGGCGGCUGUAAGCUGAUGUAAAAGAACUGGCGGUUACGCUGUCCUCCAAGCACAUUCAGCUGUCAAAUGACGUUGCGUUAGCGGCAGUUCGAAAACAUGUCUUUGAGGAAGACUGUGAUAGCUUUCGCUCUCCUAGCACUGGUGUAUCAUGUAAUUGGGGAAGUCCUAACUAGUAUGUGGAAUUGGAUAUGUCUAAAUUGGGUAGAAAAUUGAAUUGAAAAUUGCUAAUAAAUAAUAAUAAAGACUAAUAAGCCUAGAGUUUAAGUGGUUAUUCAGUUAUUAAUCUUAAUGCUGGUUAUUUCUGGCGUUCUCAGUAGGAUACCACAAAAAUGAAAAGAGUACAGAGCAUCCUCUGGACAUUUUCCACCUUAAAUAAUUAGACGUCACUGUUUAAACUCUCCACUGACAGCAGUGCUUUUUUGCUGGUAAUGCAGUUUCCAUGGCAACAUUUCCAUGGCUGCAUUCUACCGUCAGUCAUGUACUGCUAUUUGGCAUGGAAAGAUUUUUGCGUGUAACUGCAGCAUAAGGCUUAUUUUUCAUUUAAUUCUAUGAAUUAAUCAGCAACUGCUAUGAAACUACCAUGUAGCAUAUGUAGUUAUGAUGGUGAGGAAAUGGAAGUUUUCACCUGCUGACAGAAGUUCAUGGGGUUAACUCCACUGUGUCUUUCUUUAUUUUUCUUUCUCUCUCUUUUCUGUCUCUCUGUUUUACCCCUUCCUUCUCUCUCUCAGACCAAACCAAGCAUUCCACUUGAGGCAGACCAACACAUGACAGGAUGUUGUGGAUUUGGAUGUAGUGCCUGGUCUGCACUGGUCAAGGGACCAGAGUCCAGCAUCUCCACUGUGAGGCUAUAAACCCAUCACCCAGUCAUCUACACCUGGUCAGACAUUGGGAGUAAAACUGAUUGGCUGUGGAGUGGCGUUUACAAUCCUGCCUUAAGCAUUCACUAUAACAUAAUAUGCUAACUAAUUUACACUGAAUGACCAAAAAUGGGAAAUGAUUAGCCUGAAUGCCACCCUCUCUGUGGUAGAGUUGUCAUAGUCUUAAAUAAAAUCAUUACAGUAGUUUUUCAACCAGUUUAAAAAAAAGUUUAUUAGAUAAUUUGCAGUGGAGAUGGUGGCCAGACAUUCUGGCUGAACGGUUAAGUCAAAUAAGCUAUGUGGUGAGCAGUGGAGACCAGGCAUGUUAUUUUGGGAAUUCAGAGAUUAGUUUACUCACAUAAUCUAUAUUUCAAAAGAAGUUAGAAAUAAAGCAAUAAGGUUUGGGUUGUUCACCUGACAAGAUUCUAAACAAUCGCUGCAGUGUCUCGAUAUGCAUUCCUGCUGAACCCUCGGGUCAUGUGCAAUCUCUAUCAAGACGUUCUUUAUUGUAAACUGUUAAUAGUUUGUUUUUGUUUUUUUUUCCUCUUUUUUAAAUCAUUUUACGUGCUAAGUUCCGUCCCAAAGACUGGGCUUUAUUUAAAAUUUAGUAUGUUUUCAAUCUAUAAACAUGGAGACACUGAAUUUAGAAAAUCAAUUGUAGUUUUUAUUGUUAUCUUCGACCUUGAUUUUAAUUGAAUGAUUUAUAUUGUUUGAGAAUUUACAGUUUGACCUCUUUUAUUUGUUUUUAAUCAACAGUUUAAUCAGAAAAUGUAUUUUGUUGAUUUAUAGUUGUUUUAGCAUUCUCUGUCUCAGAUAGAUCUUCAGACAAAAAGAGGCCAAGAAACUUGAGGAUGUUGCCAACGUGUAUCUGCUGAGGAUCUGAAGCUAAGGAGGAUAAAAGGAAAACCUUGCUGACAUGACUGACUUCACAUGUACACUGAGAAAGCCUCAACAGCUCAGUACAUCUGAGUGGUCAAACAUUUCUUCUUAUGACCUUAUAUCUUAAAAGAGUCUUGUGGCGAACCUUCAAGCGUGUGAUUCUGGUGUGCUAUAAUCAACAUUCUCUAGUUAAAGAUACAUGAUGCUGUAAUAUCCCUUAUUGUCUAGUAAUGCCAUCAGAAGUCACAGUUUAUGUCUGUAUGAGUCUGGUUUGGUGUGAGCUCGUACUGUGUUUGUGUUGAGCUGUUAACAGGACUCUGUGUGCUGCUGUAUUGCGUCUGUAAUGAGGAAAUCGGACAAGGAUCCACAUUUCAUUUGUUCUACCUCGUCUUCUUUCCAUCGACCAUUCAUACACUAGACUUGUACACAGUCACUCUUCCAAAUACCCACAUACAAAUCAGUCGUAUUAUAGAAAUGUAGUCAUGGUUCUACUAUCCAGUAGCAUUUCAUGAGAGGCCAUGAGUGCUUAAGGAAUAUCCAUUAAUAGUUUACACAUUCAGACCUUGUCAGCCUUGUUGCUAUUGUGGUAUAUUUGUGGUGCAUUUAAGUAGAAAGUACAUCAUCUUGUGAGACAAAUGGUGACUCAAAAGCUGACUACAGCUGUGGUGGCAACCAUUUCUUAUGACCUUAUGUCUUCAAGAUUCUAGCAGAAGACCUUCAGAUGUGAUUCUGGUGUGCUACUCCAUUUUCAUAGAGGAGAAUGGUCUAAGCUAGUGACCAUAAUCAUAAGAGUGUAGGCAAUAGUUCUAAGUAUGAUUUUUCACGUGAGGUCAAACAGAACUUUUCUUGUUGAUACUGUGAUUUUUAGAUGUUCUAAGCUGGCUGGCUGUUGAUGUUGCCCCACAAAUGGUUAGUUUGAAUGUUGGUAACCAGUUUUCAUCACACUGAGCCUAUGAUUCCUUGUGAUUCCUCUUGUCUUGUGCCAAUAUCCAAUUAAGAACAACUCUGGAUUAUCAACUCUUUGCUUUACCAACUAUAUUUAGGAUAAGAGAAGAUUUAAUCUAUUUGGAUAAAUGUGUGUCCAAUAACAUUUCUUAAUCAUGUCUCCUCCAGCUACAGUUAUGUCCUUUUUCCACAUUUUUUCUGCUGUAACUAGCUGCUAUGAUGAUCUCGAUUGUGUGUGAACAUGUACCUAUUGUGUAUGCUAUAAACGUGGUGUGUGGAUCCGCAUAUGUACAUCAUUCCUGUAGGCAUUGCUCCUUAUAUAUGUGUGUAGGGUGUAACAUCACUCUGCAAUAGUCCUUAGCUGUUGUAUUUUUGGUUCUGUGGGUUAUUGAGGUGGGGUGAGUUUCCUUGAAGUGUCGUAGCACAAAAAGCUUGUGAUAAACCAAGCACUGGAUAGGCUUAAGAUGAUUUUAACUCUACAGUGGCAAACUAGGUCCUUAAUUUUUUAACUAUGCUCAUGCUGUGUCAGCAGUAAGGUAAAAUGGAGCUCGGAAUAGUAUGUAUGCUGAGGUGAGACUUGCUGUAAGGUUAAAAACCUGUUUCUCUGUGAAUAGGAGGUCUGCUGGUUCAUGCACUCCCUGCUGGAUUGUUUUGUGGUCUGGACUUCUAGUUGGACAGCAACUGGCACAUUUGUGAAUGCUGCACAGUUCUAUAACUUGGGCUUUUGCCAGUAGACAGAUUAGUUUCAUCUACUGAAGUGUUUUAUCUGUAAAUGACUGAUGGCUACUGCUGGUAAUAUGGUGGACUUGCACCACCGUUGUUCCUGGUCCCGACCCGCUCUGACCAAACCAACCAACCAGAGAGAGAAGUGUGUUCACUCUUUCCUCUGGUUUCUUUUUGACUACACUGCAUUUGGUAAGUUUAGGCCUUGUUUUCGUACGAUGCACUUUAUCCAGUCCUUGGUGUCAUUGGUGGCUGAUGUGUAUAUGCGUGUGUGUCUGUGUAUGUGUGAGAAAAAAUCUUGCUGGAUGGUGCAACAGAUGCGAAUGCCAAGUCCGACUACAGCCUACUCAGCAAUCAUUGCAGUGGAACGCAUGCUGUUCUGCUCAGCAAUGACUGUAAUGGAGCACAUACAGUUCAUUUUCCUCACAAGCCAAAUACUCUGUACUGGAACAGGCCUCAAAGUGUUAAAAUCUGCUGUAACUUUUUUUUUCCUUCUCCAAGACACAACAGUUGUUAGUUUGCCCAGUUUCAGUACAAAUUGAUUCUAUGCAAUGUUUUUGUGUUUGUUUUCUGUUUUUCCUCCUCUCAUAGUGAAUUAAAACUAAGAUCAUUUGGUAACUGGCGGAUUGUUCAUCUCAGAUUGCUGUUCUGCUUGUCCUCCUCAGGUUUUUCAGUGAGGAACUGCAUUAGAGUUGCUGCUGUUUUACGCAAAUGGUUUUCAAAUCAGGUGUAGGAUCAGAGGUGAUAAGCAUUUCUUUAUGGUAGUCUAUAUGCCAUUGUGUCUGUGUAAGAGAAUAUAAAAGCCUCACCAUGGUGAGUGAUGACUGACUCAGAUGGACCUUCUCAAGGUUGUGGGACUCUUCAAUGUGAGACGUGCCUGAGGUCUUAAGGAUUCCUCAAACAAAGGCAUACUGUUAUGCAAGCCUACAGAGUACAUGGAAAGAGUGUGAAAAAGGUUAAAGACAGAAAAAGAGCUGUAACAAAGCAAUUUCAGAAGUGAAACACUGUACCAUUGAUGAUGUAAAUGAAAAGAUUAUUUUAAAUCCUUGUAAAUAAAACUGUACAAAAGAGUGAAACAAGAAGAUAAGUUACUAUCACUGCGAUGCAGAAAGAAUCUGUAUAUUGGUGAAUAAAUCUUGUGCUGUAA